GCCCGUGCGGAGGCUCCGCCCUCUCGGCGCCCGCCAUGGAGGGGCGCGCGGGUGCCUCCUCCAAGUGGGACAUCCGGGAGAAGGUUUGGGAUCACCUGGAGAGCACCGGCCUGGCCGAGUUCCCGCGGCCCGUCCACCGCCGCAUCCCCAACUUCAAGGGCUCUCUCCAGGCCUGCUCCUCUAUCCAAGAGCUGGAUGUGUUCAUCAGAGCACGGGAGGUUAAGGUGGAUCCUGACAAACCUUUGGAAGGGGUUCGGCUGGCGGCCCUGCAGGCAAGGAAGACUUUGUUGGUUCCCACACCACGCCUGAGAACUGGGCUGUUCAAUAGGAUUGUUCCACCUCCAGGUGCAACUAAGGAAAUCCUGAGAAUAUGUGCCACGUCUCAGGGUGUGAAAGACUACAGUGUGCCUGUGGGGCUGGAUGGGAGAGCACGAGUGGACUUGGUUGUUGUAGGAUCUGUGGCUGUCUCCGAAAAAGGCUGGAGAAUUGGAAAAGGGGAAGGUUACGCAGACAUGGAAUAUGCAAUGAUGGUGUCAAUGGGUGCAGUGCAGGAGGAUACACCUGUAGUUACCAUUGUCCAUGAUUGUCAGGUGGUUGACAUAGAAGAAGAGCUUCUUGGUGAUCAUGAUUUAACUGUGGAUUAUAUCCUCACCCCAACAAGAAUUAUCAAGACUAAUUGCAAGCGAUCCAAACCUCAAGGAAUAAUAUGGCAUAAGGUCAGCUAUGAGAUGCUGGGAAAAAUCCCCAUCCUAAAGACUCUUCGAUACAGGGAGAAGCAGAUGGGCAAGGAUGUUACUCUCCAAGAUGAACAUCCAGGCUUGGCAAACACCACCAGAGCAGCAGCAUUAAACAAGGAGAUGGCUGAAAAUACACAACCACAGGCUGCUGCAGGCUCAGCUCAAAUGGGACAACACCGUGUUGAAAGUGAUCCUUUAAAUCCCCGAUUAGAGGGAUCUGGCACCAUUACCACUGUGUAUGUGGGGAACAUACCUCCCAGCCUGAGAGUGAGCGAGCUGAAAUGUGCUCUGAGGGAAUUCCAUGUGACUCCUUUCAGAUUGAAUUGGCAGGGAGCACAGCACAGGGCUUUUCUUGAUUACAAGGAUCAAGUAACUGCAGAGAGAGCUGUAUCCUCCUUGAAAGGCCUGAGCCUCGGGGGGAACGCUCUGCGAGUGGAGCUGGCCAAGAGUCAGAGGAACAAAGGACAAGGAGAAAUCAAUAGUCAGAAAUGAGAAUUAAUAGAGGAGGAGAAAGAAAAAAAAAAAAAGGCAUGUUUUCAUUGUUUUCUGAGAAGCCAACCUUAGUUUUCAAGGUUAUCCUCUGGCCUCUGCAGGCCAGACAACACAGUGCAGAGCCAGCUUUGUGAACAAAUGAGUACUCACUCCUGCACUUGGACGUGCAAAGGGGGGUUUGUCCAGACAGGUGACACAGGAGCCACUUCUCCAAACGGCUCCCCACAAAGUACCCCCACACUUUCUGUGUCUUUGUUUUUCAUGAGCUGGUUUGCUCUGUGGUGUGUGCAUUUGUUAGGCCUGGAUGACAAACCUGCCCUGUGGUAGCUCUGUACAAGCCACGUGCAGCGAGGUGGUUGCAUUCGUCUCCAGCCAUCUAAAGGUUGGACCUGGAAACUUAUGCUUUAAAAACCAGCAGCAGGACAUCUGUCCUGAGGGUUACAGUUCUGUUCAUUAAAAAAAAUGGGGUUUGCCUUGUGGGAGUUUUAAGGUUUUUUUAUAAAAAUUGCCAGGGGGAGAGAGAUUGUCCUUUUUGUGCUUUUGAAGAAAUGGCUGUGGAAACACUGGCUCAGCCAUGGAGUUCUGCUAAGAGCUGUUGAACAUCAGGUAGGAGAGAUUGUAGCUCUUUCCUCGUCUUUUUUGUCAACUUGGUGAACCUUAUAUUUCUUAUUUCCAUGUGACAGAGCAAAGCAAAGACCAGUUUUCUGUGCUUUUCCUCAGA
Messenger RNA from Empidonax traillii (willow flycatcher), 1950 nucleotides. RefSeq names its product methenyltetrahydrofolate synthetase domain containing (gene MTHFSD). Gene Ontology annotation, molecular function: RNA binding. The coding region runs from base 36 to 1229 and encodes 397 amino acids. Gene Ontology annotation, cellular component: cytoplasm. The transcript has 8 exons. The record is from RefSeq and is a predicted model, not a curated record. NCBI's taxonomy places the organism in Eukaryota, Metazoa, Chordata, Aves, Passeriformes, Tyrannidae.